CGAUCUUGAGAGACUUGAAUACGGAAUAAUUAAAUCCCAAAAACGGAGGACUCUGAAUCUCCAAUGAUACAGUUUUCCACUGCAACAGCAAGAAAGAAGGUCGUUCUCUGUCAGUCUGUCUUUCUCCCCCAAAUGUUCAUUCUCCACUUUCCUAAAUCGUGAAAAUGGCACCCAAUUCACCGUCUUUCCUCUCUCAUCUUCUCCCAAAAAGCUUGUUGUUCCACCAAACCCUAAUCCUGACCAUCACCUUCUUCGCCUACGCCUCUCUCCACGCUUCUCGCAAACCCCCUAGCAUUGUCAAAUCAGUCCUUGGGCCUGAAAUCUCCAAAAAUGGCACCACCCCACUGCAAGAUUUGGCUAAUUCAGAAAUGGGUUGGCCUCCUUUUAAUGGAACUCAAGGAACUCAUCGGUUAGGUGAGCUUGAUCUAGCAUUCUUAUCUUCAUAUGCAAUUGGGAUGUUCUUUUCUGGCCAUUUUGCUGAUACUACUGAUCUUAGGCUAUUUUUGUCAUCUGGGAUGUUGCUAAGUGGUGUUUUUACUGUGGCUUUUGGAUUUGGGUAUUGGCUUAGUAUUCAUUCUUUCUUGUAUUUUGUUAUUGUUCAGAUUCUUUGUGGUGUUUCUCAGUCUACUGGUUGGCCUUCUGUGGUUGCUGUUGUGGGGAAUUGGUUUGGAAAAUCUAAGAGAGGUCUGAUCAUGGGGGUUUGGAACUCUCACACUUCUAUUGGGAAUAUUAUGGGUUCGAUUGUCGCUUCGUCGAUGCUGAAAUUUGGGUGGGGUUGGUCCUUCUUUUGGCCUGGAUUCUUUGUGUUCUUGAUUGGGAUUCUUGUGUAUUUGUUUCUUGCUGUGAGCCCUGCGAUCAUUGGCUUGUCUCUUCCAAGCGAAAGCGAGUUGAACCCAAUUGAGGUUUCUGAUCAUGGAGAAGCUGAACAUUUGGGUCUCCUCCAAUCCAAGGAUUCCAAUUCUUUGGAAGAAGUUAAACCUCUUGAACAGGAGGUAAUCGUAUCUUCGGAUGCAAUCGGGUUUAUAGAAGCUUGGAAACUACCCGGAGUUGCAUCUUUUGCAAUCUGUCUGUUCUUUUCCAAGCUUGUGGCCUACACAUUCCUGUAUUGGUUGCCAUUCUAUAUAAGGCACACAGCUGUUGGUGGUGUGCACUUGUCUCAUGAAACUGCUGGAUUGCUGUCAACCAUAUUUGAUUUUGGUGGUGUUCUUGGAGGUAUUUUGGCUGGUUUGCUUUCUGACAAACUCGAGGCUCGGGCUAUCACUUCAGUUUCAUUUCUCCUGUUAUCAGUUCCAGCGCUGGUUCUGUACCGUGUUUAUGGGAGCAGUUCGAUGUUUGCAAAUAACAUUUUGAUGUUUCUUACGGGUUCACUUGUCAAUGGACCUUAUGCUCUCAUAACAACAGCUGUGGCUACUGAUCUUGGGACACAGACUGCAAUUAGAGGGAAUUCCCGGGCAUUGGCUACAGUUACAGCAAUCAUAGAUGGAACUGGUUCUGUUGGAGCAGCUAUUGGUCCAGUUCUAGUUGGUUAUAUCUCCACUAGUGGUUGGAAUACUGUGUUUGCAAUGCUUAUAGUUUCGAUCUUCAUAGCAGCAUUAUCCUUGGUACCUGCUGUGAAGUCUGAGCUAACAGAGAGGAAAUCUAGAAUCCAAUUGAAUGAAACAGCUCACUAAUCAGAAGUAAGGUGGCUCUCGGCCUCUCACCCCAGAUCAAAUCAACAAACAUGGAUCCUUUUAACAAUCCAUGAUUGUAUCACACAUUCACACAGACAACAAAAUUAUAUCAACAGUAGCAUUCUAUAGUGUCGCAGAUUCCAUAGUGCGAAGAGGUGUGUACAUUUUGGCUCUCUUUUCAUACAAAUACUUUCCCGCUUCAUGGGUAUUUCACAAUCACAAGGAUAGCUUCUGUUAUAUAGAACAUAGCUUAUAUCCUAUAAUGUUUAGAAUUGCAGUUUGUAUCACAUUUUUUGGAGAAUACUUAUUAGUAGAUUUGGAACUGCAUUACAUUCUUUACAGCUCUUAAUUUCUUGUAAACAUUGGACAGAUGUAUUGAAAGUUUUUCGGUAAUAAAGACAGCUCUUGAUUAUUGUCA
Molecule: messenger RNA, 2088 nt
Organism: Spinacia oleracea (spinach)
Lineage: Eukaryota; Viridiplantae; Streptophyta; Magnoliopsida; Caryophyllales; Amaranthaceae
Product: putative glycerol-3-phosphate transporter 5
Exons: 2
Coding region: 165-1670 (501 amino acids)
Biological process (GO): transmembrane transport
Cellular component (GO): endoplasmic reticulum membrane
Molecular function (GO): transmembrane transporter activity
Source: RefSeq, a predicted model, not a curated record